AUCGUAGAAGACAAAGGCAGUGCCAUUGCUCUCAUGUGUGCCGCCCUUCUCUUCUUGGGCACAUGGCCAACAUUGCUCACCCUCCUGGAGCGCAGGGGACGGCUACCGCAGCACACGUACCUUGAUUACUCAAUCAACAACCUCCUCGCCGCAGUCCUCAUUGCGCUCACCUUGGGCCAGCUUGGGGAGAGCAAGAAAAACAUGCCCAAUUUCUUCACCCAGCUCAGUCAAGAUAACUGGCCUUCGGUGCUGUUUGCAAUGGCAGGGGGUCUUGUGCUCAGUAUUGGGAACCUUUCUACACAGUAUGCUUGGACAUAUGUGGGUCUCUUAGUUACUGAGGUUAUCUGUGCAAGUAUGGUUGUUGUAAUAGGCACAACACUGAAUUAUUUCCUGGACAACCGCAUCAACAGGGCAGACAUUCUUUUCACUGGAGUGGCAUGCUUCCUUGUUGCAGUCAUCCUCAGGACUGUUGUACACGCUUCUAAUGCAGCGGAUAAUGAAGAAAAACUAAGUGAAUCUACAAAUGGCUACAACCUUGGCAAGACAAAUGGAGGUAUGGAGCCAAGCACACAAGUUAUAUAUGAUGCACUAGAGGACAUAGAGAAUGGAGCUUCUGCAGAAGAUGCCACCAGAGCUAAGGCAGGAACUGCAGAAUACCUAAUUGAGCUCGAAGGGCGGCGUUCAAUUAAGGUAUUUGGAUCGAGUACUCUCAAGGGGCUUGGGCAAGUUUUCUUUGCUGGUGUCUGCCUCUCGCUCUUCUCUCCAGCACUCAAUCUGGCCACCAAUGAUCAGUGGCACACCCUGAAAGACGGUGUCCCACAUCUGGAUGUAUACAAUGCCUUCUUCUACUUCUCCAUCUCGUGUUUUGUCAUUGGUAUCGGGUUGAACAUCUUGUUCCUCUACCGCCCAAUGACCGGCGUGCCAAAGUCAUCCUUCAAGGCCUAUCUGAAUGACUGGGAAGGCACACAAUGGGCUCUUCUUGCCGGUCUCCUUUGUGGUUUGGGCAGUGGCUUCCAGUUCAUGGGUGGUCAGGUUGCUGGUUAUGCUGUUGCUGAUGCUGUUGAGGCUUUGCCACUUGGGAGCACAUUCUGGAGCAUCGUGCUAUUCGGGGAGUACCGGAAGUCGUCAAAGAAAAUGUACACUCUGCUGGUGUUCAUGCUGCUGAUGUUCAUCGCAGCUGUAGCAACGCUCAUGGCUUCAGCUGGUCACAGGAGCACAAAGUGA
Messenger RNA from Triticum dicoccoides, 1224 nucleotides. RefSeq names its product ureide permease 1-like. The record is from RefSeq and is a predicted model, not a curated record. NCBI's taxonomy places the organism in Eukaryota, Viridiplantae, Streptophyta, Magnoliopsida, Poales, Poaceae. Gene Ontology annotation, biological process: nitrogen compound transport. The transcript has 7 exons. Gene Ontology annotation, molecular function: uracil:monoatomic cation symporter activity; allantoin:proton symporter activity. The coding region runs from base 34 to 1224 and encodes 396 amino acids. Gene Ontology annotation, cellular component: membrane.